Molecule: messenger RNA, 1585 nt
Organism: Hemiscyllium ocellatum (epaulette shark)
Lineage: Eukaryota; Metazoa; Chordata; Chondrichthyes; Orectolobiformes; Hemiscylliidae
Exons: 5
Coding region: 267-902 (211 amino acids)
Source: RefSeq, a predicted model, not a curated record
GACUUGGCUGCCAGAGGAUUUUCCGAAGCUAUUUUUUUCAAAUUGUUUUCCGGCUUUUAAACAGAAAGUAGGAUGGUCCCUCCUCACUCAGCCCCGGCAUCUGAGAGAGUUUUCACCCAGAGUGUCACAACGUUUUGUUUUGAGAGUGUGUGAGAGGUAGAUCCUGGAGGCUGGAAAUGUAAUCACAACGCCCAGUUUUCCUGUGUUUAUAAUACUGCCCUCCAGGAAACUGCCUUCAAUCCCUGUCUGCACUGACAGCCCUCACUAUGCACCUCCAGCCUGCCCUCAUCCUUGUGCUCUGUGCCUUCCUCGGCUAUGGUCAGACACUCAAGUGUUAUAAAUGUUCCAGUCCCAAGUGUAACACGACACGGAUGGGUGUGGAGGAUUGUGGAGUUGGCCAAGUGUGUAUGACCAUGUCAACGUGGCAGUUCCAAGGUGAUGUGAUGUUGAAACACUCCUGUGUGCCCAGGAAGGACUGUGUAAACAUCAGCCUCAACCUGGGAAGUAUCAGGAAAGUGGUCAGUUGCUGUAAUCGCGAUCUGUGUAACACUAAGCCAGUCAGCCAGGAAAGCAAUCAAACAUGUGUCGGCUGUUUGGAGAUGCUGAACGAUUUUAAGUGCGCCAAGAAAGGGCAGAUACGCUGUCAGGGGACCCAGACCAAGUGUGGGAGGCUUCAACACUUCCUCUCGGACACCGGUCGCAAUUUAACAAUCGAUUUCCAAGGAUGUCUCUCUGACUCGAUUUGUCGCCUGAAUUCAACGCAGAUGAUAUUUGGAAUGGAACUGCAGAAAGGCUUUGAGUGUUGUGAUGACCGACUGUGCAAUGGGAGUGCAAGAACCGAGUUGGGAGCUCUCUGUACUCUCUUACUGAGCUUGUAUCUGCUUAUCAUCAGUCUCGACUGACCCCCUGUGAUGUUCUCAUGUGUACGUCGCUCUGUUUACCUGUAAAUACCUCCCUUUAUUUAUCGGAAUCUCCCUCUGUAUUUAUUGCGAAUUCCUGAUCAUUUUGUUGGAAAGGGGGAUCUGGGGAAAUGAGUUGAAGGCUUUGCCCUGGGACUGAGUGGAACCCAUCGCAACACUCUCGAUCGAUGUUUUAUCGCUUUUGUUUCUGACAGAUGUCUGCCUGUGCUGUGUCUCCGAACCCCCAGGGCUCCCCUCCCUCCCUCACUCUCCACACCCCCCUCCCCUAAACCCCCCAACUGACCCCCUCGUCCACUCCGAACCCUAACCCCGUUCCCUACGCCGGACCGCGUCUCCCCCACUCUCUCGGACAGACCCCUCAGGACCCUAACCCCGUUCCCUACACCGGGCCGCGUCUCCCCCACUCUCUCGGACAGUCCCCUCAGGACCCUAACCCCGUUCCCUAUACCGGGCCGCGUCUCCCCCACACUCUCGGACAGCGUACUCCAAACCGAGACCACAGUAGGACGCCAUUCAGGGGCCUACCCCUGCUGCUAGCCCCUUGUUUUGAUGUUUAAAAAAAAGAGGCCAUUGGAGAAGUUAGUGCUUUUGUUUAUUGAUGUGGUGUUGUUUUUACAUUGUAAAUAUACAGGAUAUUAAUGUCUAUUAAAAAUACGGCUCUCUCA